AGUACAAAGUAGCAAGCAUUUAAGGUGAUCCUUAUCAUGAAGUAGUAUCUACAUGAAAGGUCGUACAGUAUGCAAUGUCGUGAAGGAACAACAAUCUGAUGUAGUGACAUAAAAAUCUACGUACAACUGCAACAACAAGUAGCUCUCAACAUCUUCUAGUAGAACCAACGCCCCGGGAAGAGAGCAAGAACAUGUCGGCCAGCUCAUCCGGACCCUCGGUCCGAAGGGUCGUGAGCGGUAAAAGGGAUCGAGAGAAAGUAUGCGACUUGUUCCAAGCCGUGAAGAGCGCCAAGGGCCUAAAAUCCACAUCCUUCAACACCGUGAAGGAAGUGACUUACAGUCUCGACACCCAGUUUUUGACACUCGUGGUCGAAGAUGACAAGGGAGAAAUUGUUGGGUAUUGUUCCUGUGGUGGUUUUAGAAGAUGAUAAGUACAAAUAAUAAUAAUACUACUCUACCUUCCUCGGCUCUUUUAAUAAUUUUCUAUUUUCCUAGGGUCGUUCUUUUUUCUAGUCAGGUCGGCUCCGCCAAAAACAAUACUACUCUUGUUUUUACAUCUGCUGGGGAUCAACCUAUAAUUGCUCUUUUUCUCUAGUACUAGAAGACUGGGCUGAGGCUUCUGAUAGAUAUCUAUGGGCUGAUUUUUUCAUCAUGAUCAGAUUAUGUUACAGUCGUAGAAGAAAAGUUUUUUUCCGAUCCGCAUGAAGUACGUAUCUCCUACGGAAAGAAACCUUAUCUUCGUGACAACUAAUCAAUCCUGACCUACCAUCAAAAAAUAAAAACAACCAUGACCAUCCUCCAAAUCAAAAAUAAACAGGUAUUGCUCUCUCGAAGCCUGUCCUGGCAUAAACGCUGCGAAAUUGAGGAACCUCAUAGCUGCCGACAAAUGGUUAGAACAAGUGGACGCAAAUAAGUACACACUAGCGAACACAUUGUGGUUCAAUGACUACAUCGGCCUCGGAACCUCGGAGAUAGCGGCGAUCUGCACCUUCGUUUUCUCCCAGCCAAGACUCUGUGUCGAAUAUCUUUUGGCGGUACUUGUACUUUUAGUUGAAUGCUAGUACUACAUACUGCUUCUUUCUUUUUUAUUUUCACUCUCUCUCUACCCAACAUUGCUUCUAUCUUCAUUUUCUGAAUCUAAAACUGUUCAAAUGUUGUUACUUAAAAAGUAGGUCUUCCUCACCCAUCCUUCACUUCUCUGCUGCAUCCUUUCAACAAACAAGAACAACAGACCGAGCGCAUCGGCCACCCGAAAACCCUGUUCUGCGAUGAUAACGAAUUUACGCCUAUUCCGGAGUCGACCGAACUUGCUGACUGGCUAAAUCGCAUCUACCAGUCUGAUGAGUGCCUUAGUGUCCUUGGAACCAAGAAGGAUAAGUUCAUCGAAGGCCUCAAAAUCCGUAUGGCCAGAGGCGAAGACCAUGAUGCGUUGGUGGCGGUACUAUAUUUUUCCUUUCGCUGUAACUACUUACAACUACAGGAGGAGAGAAACUACAAGCUAUUUUGAUAGUUAUUUACUGAGGUGAAUAACUUUUCGCUGUAACUACAACUACAGGAGAGAAACAAGUUUUACUAGCAGUUUACUGAUGAUAACUAGUUUACUGAAGAGGUGAUCAGUUGAUGUUGAUAUUGAUUGUACUUAGUCGUGUACCAACCAGAACAACGGAAGGAGACUUUCUUGAUGAAGUUGAAGAUAGCGACGAUGACUUUGUCGAAACCCAGAUUGCAAACCAAAGAGGACCUAAUGAAGUCAUUGUACUUAGGAAUAGGGUCAGGGAUGAUGUGAAGAAUGCAAUGUGGUAACCUCUAAACUUAGUCACUCUCUGACUCACUGACACUGUCAGCUGAAGAAACUGCACUCUCUGACUCACUGUCAGCUGAAGAAACCUACAGGUCUUCAACUCCCAAUCCGAAGUCGUGACGGAAAUAUACGGUGAAUAUUUCCUUGCGGAGUUGAUGGAGUCCCAGGACAAGGAGAACAAAGCCCUCGUAGCGGAAGUUGAUGGGCAAGCUCGAGGUUUGUGCUGUCUCACAUCCGACGUUGAUGUCAACGUGUUGGCUUAUGGCUCUAUUUACUGUUUGAUGAGACUAGAUGAAUUAUAGAAGGAGUCCAUAUUGUUCAGAUGCACGACGUAGAAGGGACCGGAGCCACGACCUUCAUAAACCCGACGCUUCAGCUGCUCUUCUAUUCCUUCGUAUGAGAAGCACCGAUCCUCUUUAAUAUCUUAUUUGUCACCACAGUGUUUCGAGCUACGAAUCAUUCGUCACCACAAUGUUUUUUAUUACUUUUCUAAGGACCACAAUGUUUCGAGCUACUGCCAUACGACAACCUGCUGAAAAGCAAAUACUGGUCCAAAGUGUGCGCCCAGAUGUACAAAGAGAAAACAGGACACGAAUUCGACGAUGGAAGCUUUUGCAAGGGUAGUGAUCUCCAUUUUGUAUUCUUUUUACGUUUAUCCACGACUUCCUUCACAUCGGAAAAGGUACUUGCAUAUACUUCCUAUAGCAAGCUUAAGCAGGAACUUACUCAGUAUUCUUCCCACGUGCUUAACUCUUCUUGAGUCCACACAGGUGAUUACCUCCAGGCCGCUCUGCAGGGUAUGGAACUCGACGUCUUCAUAUCAAAUCUUAUCCUGCUCCAAGCCGAGGAGGAGGAGCCAGAGGGAGUCACAGCUAUGCAAAUGCUCAAUGCUUUGAGGGUACAACUCUUAUAUUUAUGAUGUAGAUCUUCGUUUAGUUCAUCAAGUAUUAUGUUGAUGUCUUCUUCAAACACACUGGUUCUGGUUCACCUUCACUACUCAACCAAACCGCUACCACCACCACCACCACCACCACCACCACCACCACCACCACCACCACCACCACCACCAGACUCAAGAAUUCGGUGAGCGUUAUGAGCGCGCUGAAAUCGAUAUCGCCGAAAGUAUCAUCGUAGCAAUCUGGCAGCAGACUUGGUGGACACCAAGAAUUGAAGCCCACACCUUCAUCCGCUUCGAGGAGCUCCAAAAGCUGGCGGGCAAAUUGAAGAAAUAUGGUACUUACUUCCAUAGAACAGUUGUACUUGGUAGUCCAAGUUGGAUAUUUCUAUUUCUUGAGUCAGUACUAAAAAUGCUAGUUGUACUUCUUUCAUCGAUGCGUCUACUAGUUCUUCUACUGACAUAAAAAUUAAAGUAUUCGAAAACUGAAAAUAAGCGAGCUACUGACUGAAAUAAGAGAGUCUUGACUACAUUUCUCUUCUUUCAGUAUCUCCCUUAUUUUCAAUAGUUACCCGGUUAUUUCAGUUUUUCGAAUCUAAACUUCUCUGAAAACUGGCAGUUCUUUACGCACAUGAUGAAAGCCUCUCCUCCCACCCCUCAGACAUUGCCACAAGGCGAAAGCUCGCUCAAAGAAUGCUCGAAAAAUGGGAUAAGAUCUACGACCAUUUCUGGAUUGUGAAGGAAGCCGCGGACCAAUCAGAGUUGGAAAAACGAGACCUAGAGUCCAUAGACAAGAAAAAACGCGCCAAAGAUGGUGAAGGUGGAGACUCAGAGACGAAAAUCGAUAAAGUCGAUUCCUACGAUGUCGCUGUGCCAAGAGCGGAGAGGGGGAUUGUGCCGAAGGUACUAUUUCGAAGACGAAGUUGUAUGUCGAAAAACGAAUUGAUUCUUCUUGAAGACAAAUCACAGAGAGAAGAAUGAAUAAUGUCGUGACCUUCAUUUUUCUAACCGAGUUUCUUCAUUUUUUUCCUUCAGGUAACAUUUGGUAAGUUGCUUUACCAGCUGACAACGUCCCUCGAGGAUGCCCAGAAAGACCAAAGAAGUUAAGGCUUGCCGGAAUUCAUCUUAAGAGGCAUCCUUGAUCGUUGGGCACGAUUUCAAGGGGAAUUCACGUGGUCAAAGAUGCACUUUACAAGAUGAUGAAUAUCGGUAAGCAAGGUCUAAAGAAGGGCCAGCGUGAUGAAGAAGGGCAGCAAAGAGAAAGCGUCCAAGAGCAAGGGCUAUGAGGAACUGUUGGAUCCGAAGAACAUUCAGGACAGUGACAAGAAGACGCCACCACUUCUCACCAAAGACGAAGCGACGGAUUUACUUCUUCUAGUACAUUGGUGGGGAGACAAGGCUGGUGUAUCGUGUUUGUCGGCGAUUGACAUGGUGGACAGCGAGACAAUGAAAACAGCGUUGGAGGAGAUCUCCAAUAAAGAGGACGACAUCUUCAUCAACCAUCACGAAAGCCCUAGCUGGCUUUUUGGGGUGCCAGACAUGAUGAAGGAUUUCUUCUGCGUGAACCUGUUCUGCGUCGACGAAUCUAUUGCGCAUCGAAGUAGUGACUUUUUAGUGCCGGCAUUUGCGCUGUUUCCGGAAAAGGAUUACUGCGUGAUCACCCAGCCGCACACAUCGCAGAUGACGCCUUUUUUGUCGCAGUUUAGCAUAGUCACGCCUCGUGCCAGCAAUACUUUUGGGCAUGUGCUUUUCGUGCUCCAUCGCGCUUGCUGCGCAACGACGGUUUCACCAACAGUCCGACACUUGUCUAGUGGGGAGGACGUCGAACGAGUAGAAAAGGUCAUUGAGGGCAUGGACGAUGUCGAUACUGUGGCCGAAAGUAUUCAAGCAGCAUUAGGCGAUGACGAGGCGGAGACAUUGUUAAGGCUCGUGUCACCAUUUAGGUUUUUGGGGUCACCAGGCAUUUUUUAGAUUUUUGGGGUCACUGAGAUCGAGGACGAGGGUCUCCCGUGAGAGAACAGGGGAAAUAGAUGAAGGGAAAAGGAGAAAUAAGCUCUGCAAGGGGCCUCGGUUGUCCCUUCGGCAUCAGUGAUCACUGACUUUCGACCUUUAACAUUGCUAGUAGAAUUUGACGGCCAAGUCAUCGGCGUAGUCGGCACUUCACCAGCACAGAAGACGUAUCUGAAUAGUCUCAGAUGUGUCUACCAUGUCGACAGAGCGUGCAUACCAGAGAUGAACACUUUUGGAUUCGUCGAUUUUUUCGUUCUCAACCCGAUUUUCAACAUAUAUUAAGGGUAGGUUUUAGGAGGUGUUCGUGUUACAGCCGUUUGUUUUGACUCUCCCAGAGGGGAAGUAAGAGCAUAACAAACGGGAAGUAAGAGCGACCACCAAAACGACUCUACCUCUAAAUAUACCGAAAGAAAGUGCUUCAUCAAGUCCAACUUUUGACCGGGUUGACCUGUUUGUUGUACGAGAGCAGAUUGCUACCACUCACAGCAGAGGAGAAAGCGGACAGGGCUAAGCAGGAGUCAGAAGACAAGUUGGGCCUCACUCCAGGCUCACCCAAAGGUGCUGGCGUCGGUCGUAAUACGUCACUCACUUCAGCGGGAUCUUCGCAGCCUGCCGCUAUACCACCAGGUCUAUCGAAAAAGGAAGUCCUUGCCCUGAGGCAAAGCGCGGGGGAGAGAGAAAAACAAGCACAAGCAGAAGCAGAGGCGAAAGAGAAAGCUUAUGUCCUUGUGUGCUCGGUGGACUUGAACUUUUGAAUUUGAGUAGUUUGAUGAUAUUCAAGAAUCACGCAAGAGAAACUAGUACGUGUGUAAAAAGCUCCAGUCUCCUAGUUCUACUACCUUUCGUGCUCAUCUAAAGCCUGCAAAAGCAAGAGAUGGAGCGAUCGAGCUUCCGGAGGGAUGUGGAUGCGGAUGGGAAUGUGCUGCCUUUGAGUCAAGUUGUCAAGGAGAUGACGCAGAUACCUCCAAGGACAGAGCCGUGUUUGAUCGUCGGAGGAAGGCCGAGCACUAUUAAAGCAGAGGUAAAUCAAUAGAACAAUACUUUCACAUCGAUAAAUUCAACAACUUGCAUUGGGUGAUCAUUAAAUUCAAUGAGGUUCGUUUUAUAGUUCAGCAACUUUCCAAAAGAAGUCGUGUCAUCAGAACAAAUAUUUUCAAUAGACAUGCACGACCAACAACAUACCAUUUUAUCAGUACCACAUGAAAUACAACUUACUGCACUGUUCUGGUAUUCGGGAACCUGAAAGAAUUCGAUCCCAAGGGUUCUCUUGUUGCUUGCCCUUGUGAUCUUCAAAAGGAGGCUACCAAAUAAUUCCAGAACUAUUCUUCACUCACUACAACAAAAGGCCGCGACUUUUGCCAGUCUUCCUCUCGAGCCGGUGCAGCAAGAACUAGACUUCCAAAAGAGAGAAAGGAUAAUGCAUUAAGGGUAGGUUAAAGGUGCUUUUCUUACCGCUUUUUAUGCCUCUCCUAAGGGAGAAAUGCAUAAAAAGCGGGGGAACCCGCGAGCACCAAAAACCUACCUCUAAAUGCAACAUGCUGUGAAGAACGGCCUUUCGCUAGUAUCGAGGCCACUCCUAUCGCAACCGAAACUAGCAGUGAACGCUAGGAUAGUAGUAGUGGGAGCUAGUAACACAGGCCUCAGCUUCUUGCUAGCGCUACUGAUGCCGCAGUACCAGCAUCUGCAGUUCAACUCCUUGACUCUGGUGGCGCCGGAACUGAAGUACUUAUAUAUAAUUCUUGAGUAGAGUAUUUUUAUUUAGUUUGACUUUGACCUCCACGUUGCAUUCUGGAUAAGGUAGUAGUUUUCUGUACAUCAGGGGGACUAGAACAUACCUAGUACUUGUGGCACCAUAAUUCUCCAGAACAAAAGUAUCCAUAAUUUUUCAAGAAACUACCUCCACAAAAUCUUCCUCCACAGUCCGAUUAGCGGCAGUUCCAAGGCUCCGUCUUUGCGUGCACUAUCCGAAAUAGACCCGAAUAUUCUACGAAGACUUAAAGCCGACGUCAGAGUCCGCUUUAUUCGAGGUCGCGUCAAAGAGAUUGACCGCGCUCAGAGAUCCCUCGUUCUGGAUAACGAUAGGCAUGCCUUGCUUCCUUAUGACUUUUUAGUGCUUACUCCUGGCCUCCAGGACUGCACGUUAUCGUUACCUACGAUUGGUUUGCGGAGUUACGGGUUCGAUAGACUCGCGAUAUGGCAGAUAGAGACGGCGCAAGUGAAAGCCGAAGCACUUGUCAGGAAGAAGAGGGAGGCAGUGACGGAGAAGGAGGAGAGGUUAUGACUUGAGCAUGUGGAUUUUAUCUGCUCGGUCCUCUAGGUGGGGCAUUUUAUUUCGGUCUUCUAGCUGCUGCUGGUAAUAUGCGAGCUGCCAGUUGGCUUUGAUACUUAUAUUUGAAUCAGUUGGACGAAUGGAGGAAAUAUCUUCAUUCUCACUGGUCUGAAUGACCAUGACGCGACACAAGAAAUGCAUGCUAGUUCCCGUCGUAACUACAGGUAGUAACUGCUGCUACCAGUAGUAGUUAGAACUCCCCACGCACGACAUCAUCCUCGUCUAAUCUGGGAUCGUAGUCGUGCUCAAUCACGAGAAAACAGCAAGAGGAAAGGCACAAGUCGCGAGCGGCAAGAUGCUGAUGCAGAGCUGCUAGCGGCAAAGGCUAGAGCUGAUGCAGAACGACUAGAGGAGGAGAGACUAGAGGUAACCCGACCAGUGCUGUUUGGAGAUGAGCCAGCAACUGUGAAUGGCGUUCUGUCAGUGGGGGAUCCAAGAUUAGCGGACUUCUUUGCACAGAGCGGGACAUUUGUGAAGUUACGAACAAGCAGAUGAUUUAAGUAGCAAUAUUAACUUUGUUAAGUCGUUUAUCUUAUUUCAUCUGCGCUCACUGCAGCUGCAAUAAUUAUUUCGUCCGUUCCUUUGCCAAAAAGAAAACCAGCAUCUUUAGGAAUGCAUUACUCUCUUUCUUGGAUUAAAAUGCUUCAAUUAUUCCCCUACGUCUAGGAAUCGCCACACACAGGAGGUAGGAACUUGUUGUUUUUCGCUUCCCUAUUGAUGCCGAGCGUCUUCACGAAGCUGUUUCAACUAGCCUCACGGACUAAGAACCGCUUCUUGGCUUUUCUUCUGGACCCCUACAUAGUCGCGGCUUUGCUGGAGGCGUCAAAUUGCUUCUUGGUGAUUCCAUCCUACGUCUAGGAAUCGCCACACACAGGAGGUACUUCGAUGUCGAUUAAUUGUAUUCGCAUAACAAGAAGUUUUUUGAUCCACACGCAUACUCUCUAACCCUCGCUUUGAUCUGGAACCCCUUGACCGUUAUCUGCGUGUAUGGAUGGAGCCUUGAGGUCUACACCGCAGUUCAGGGCUUGUUUCUGAGGAAUGUGCCCAGUUCCAAGAUCAUCCUAGUCCAGCCACCCCAAGAAGACGAAGAGGUGCUACCAAAGGAGAUAGCAGCAAAGAUGGAGGACGUCUUGGCCCGGAAGCAGAUUAAGAUAUACAAGGGUACUCUGAUGUCUGUUCUUAUGUAUAGAAGUGGUACGCUCACCAGAUUGUUGUAUGCUCUAGUACUUGUAGCAUGUAGAAGUAGUAGGCACGACCACGACCAUUCUGGCAUGCUAUUUAUUGAGCUUGCGUAUGAUGUUGACUCCUUCAAGCUGUUUAAAAAAUAAAGCAAAGACUAGUAGACAAGAUCGAUGAUAUUCAUCUCAACCGUUUCAUACAGGUUUCAAGCUUAACCGUGUUGAAUUAGACGGUCGCGACCGCCUUAGUUCCAUUAUUUUAGAGGAAUACGAGGAGAACAAGGAGCCCGGUCUCAACUUCCUAGAGACUCGUUCUGCGUCAGGUCGAAGAGAAUGCGCAAUUAUGAAAAGAAAAUCUGUUAUCAUUAUCAAGUUUUUUAAGUAGAAAAGUAUGAUAAUGAUAACAUAUUUUGGUUUCAUAGCAAUGCCUUGUAGGAUACUCCUCACUGCGGACCAGAAGGACGUGGACCCAGACAUCUUCAAUGCACUACAUGGUAACGGUCUCGUCUAUGAUGGAGGGCUCAUAGUAGACAACUCUUUCCAGACGACGGACGAGCGCAUAUUUGCAGCAGGACCUUUGGCUGAAUUCGAGAGGUCUGCGCAGAAAGAACACGUGCCAGACCGCAGACUGCUCAGGCACGAUGGCUACAACGGAAGCGAGGUGGGGAAGUACCUAGCGGAAGCAGUACUGGAGAAAGCGUUACACGGUAGUGCGGGAGAUGGAGCGACGGCGUCAAGUAGUAGCAGUGAGAAGUUAAGGACAAAUGACACUUGAGGAGGUUCUGUGUUUUCCGGAAGAUUUGCGAUACGUCAUCAGAUUGUAGAGCUAGAGAGUGAAAUAUUCUUGAAUAGAAGCCGCGAAACAGCAUCAUGAGCAUCUUAGACUUACUUAGUCUUACUUAGUCAAAAUAUUUAUAAAAACAUCAAAGCAAACUCUAUCUCUAACCUCCUUCUCCUACAAGAAGCUUAACAUGCCGAUUCUGCGAGGUGGAGUCCUUCCCGGAGGACUCAAAUAUUACCAAGUCGUAGUGCCAAGAGGCGUCCUCGCAGACACGCCACCUGAGGAAAUGAUCACGGACACCCUAGAUCUGGACUUCUUUACCGGACACUUGUGCAUUAUAAGGUACAACUUCAUCUAGUACUUGUGGUUGCGAUCAUUUCCCAGGAGGAGCUAGACUUAUCUUUUCUCUAUGCAGUAAGUAUACAGGGGUAAUAUUAUUUUGUUCUUAAUUUUCUUUUUCCCUACUAGUUGGUCCUACCUAGUUGGUCCUAAACACAAAGCGACAUUUUAUCCAUAUCCACCACAAUUGCCACGCAAAGAAAAAACGAAGGUGAACCAACAUCUCCCAUGACCUCCAGGUACAACCCCUCACGCAUGCACGUGACCGAGUUCCUCUACCUAGGGUAUCAAGAACUCCACAAGCACGCUCUCUUCCACAUAGUCGGAACGCAUCUGAGUUAUCUUUACGGCUACAACCGCGGAAGCAUCCUCAGCAUCCUCAUUCAUCUUGGCCCUGUUUCUACUUGAAAAAUGGGCCAAGCAGGAUGUAUGUACCCAGGGAUGCUAACGCGGUAGCUCUAAUACCUGAACAAGCUCCACACGCGCUAUGCAUCUGCUAUGGCAGCAGGAGAGCAUUUCGAUUUGAUCGAAUUUUUGUCCGAUUCGUGGGCUGGAGCGUUUUUCCAUGACGAAUUCUUUCACAAGUUCGUGGCAGAGACGAAGAAGUUAUGGUUCAUUUGUGAUUUGGUGUGGUUUUGAUCUUCCCGAUAAAGUCGCUUUUCGGACGAUCCAUCCCAGGGACGAGAAAUGGCGUCCUGCAGCUCUUUAUUUUUCACGUGUUCACAUGUUACCGACCGAGACCACAUCAAUCUUACUUGAUUAUUCACGGGUGAGACCACACUUUGAUUAUUCACGGGAGACCACAUCAAUCUUACUACUUGUGGCAGUCUGCACUGAACUUUGUGCGAAAAAUACGCAGGUAGGAUUUGAUUUAUCGGAACUCGCUCGCAAAAUACGCGGGUAGGUUUUGACUUAUCGGAACUCGCUCGCACUACAAAAAAAAAAAAAGCGAGAUAAAUUGCAUUGUAUUGUAUUGUAUAGGGCUCCUCCCACUACCUCUAAGAAAAGCCCUUCGAGAUAAGCGAAUGCUGGCGGAUGAGGAGAAGACCGAGGCAGCCAUCCAGGAGAGGAUGAUGCUUUAUUUGAAGGAGACAAAACGUCUGAGCAAGGUCAGCAACUACUAUUUAGGGGAGCAGAAUUAA
Amoebophrya sp. A25 is the source of this 10475-nucleotide messenger RNA. The record is from the annotation of a GenBank genome assembly. NCBI's taxonomy places the organism in Eukaryota, Dinophyceae, Syndiniales, Amoebophryaceae.